Messenger RNA from Bacillus rossius redtenbacheri, 2806 nucleotides. RefSeq names its product serine protease Hayan-like. NCBI's taxonomy places the organism in Eukaryota, Metazoa, Arthropoda, Insecta, Phasmatodea, Bacillidae. Gene Ontology annotation, biological process: proteolysis. The record is from RefSeq and is a predicted model, not a curated record. The transcript is spliced from 7 exons. Gene Ontology annotation, molecular function: serine-type endopeptidase activity. The coding region runs from base 143 to 2293 and encodes 716 amino acids.
AGAGCAGGUCCGUGUAGGUCCGUGCAGGUCCGUGCAGGUCCGUGCGUGUGUCCGCGAGUGUCCGGCGCUGAGGACCGCCCCUGCUGGCCGCGCGAGUGUUGAUGGUCGACUCCGUGCACCGGGCGAGGCGCGCUGGCCGACCAUGUGCUUGCAGAGGACUCUGCGUGAGCGUCCCGGCGCCGCGGGAAUGACGGUCCGCCGACUGCGUCCGGCGUCGACGCUCGUCGUCGCGGCGCUGUGCUUCGCCGCGUCUGCGUCUGUGUCUGCGCAGAGAGCGCAGGCCGAGAAGCAAGUGGGCGACCCUUGCCGCGGCGCGGACGGCUUCUGGGGCGUGUGCGCGCUGUCCAGGAACUGCGGCUCCUUCGCGCUGCGCCCCGCCGUGUCGGCCGCCGACGUGUGCGCCUCCUCCGGCCGGCGGCUGGUGGUGUGCUGCGGCGCGGCGGGGCGGCCCCAGGCGCCGCCCAAGCGCAGCACCACGACGCGCGGGCCCGCCAACGACCCCUGGUGGCUCGCCGAGGCCGCCUUCGACGAGGACGACGUGCUGCCCGCGCAGCCGCCCGCCAGGCCGUGGUGGGCCGACACGGGCGACAGGCCCUUCAGCGCCAGGCCGUACGACGACGAGCAGGGCGGGCCAAACAGGCCAGCCAACAGCAACAAGCCUUACAACGGCAACCAGGCCUCGCCCAACAGGCCGUACGAGAGCAAUUCUGGCACGUCCUACGACGGCGAACAGGGCAGGCCUAACAGGCCAACCAACGGCAACAAGCCUUACAACAGCAACCAGGCCUCGCCCAACAGGCCGUACGACGGCAACUCCGGCACGUCCUACGACGGCGAACAGGGCAGGCCUAACAGGCCAACCAACGGCAACAAGCCUUACAACGGCAACCAGGCCUCGCCCAACAGGCCGUACGACAGCAAUUCCGGCACGUCCUACGACGGCAAUCAGAGCAGGCCAAACAGGCCAGCGAACGGCAACAAGCCUUACAAUGGUAACCAGGCCUCGUACGACAGCAAUUCCGGCACGUCCUACGACGGCGAUCAGGGCAGGCCUAACAGGCCAUCCAGGCCAACCAACAGCAACCAGAGCAGACCUAACAAGCCUUACAACAACAAUCAGGCUUCGUCCAACAGGCCUUACAACAGCAACCAGGCCUCGCCCAACAGGCCGUACGACGGCGACCAGAGCAGGCCCAACAGGCCAACCAACGGCAACAAGCCUUACAACAGCAACCAGGCCUCGCCCAGCAGGCCGCUAUACGGCAGGCCCGAAGAAGACGACGACGAGCUGAUCGCCUUCCCCGGGCCGACGGGGCGCCCACCGAGCGUCGCGACGCCCGAGGAGACGCUGUACAUCAACCCGCCGUUCAUGCCGAGCACCGACCCCCCGCGCAGGCAGACGAGACGCCGGAUCAGCGAGACGAAGUGCGACGAGUACUCGCAGCAGGUGCGCAGCAACGUGUCGGCUCUGCCGCUGGUGCCCGACCCGGAGCCCAUCUCCCUGCAGGUGGCCAACUGCAACUACAACGGCGUGCUGCUCAUCGUGGGCGGCGAGAAGACUGUCCCGGGGGAGUUCCCGCACAUGGCUGCACUCGGCUACCGAGACGGCAGGAACCUGGCGUGGAACUGCGGCGGGACGCUCAUCAGCGAGUACUACGUGCUGACUGCGGCGCACUGCACCUACACUGGCUCGGGCCCUCCGGCGGUCGUGCGGCUCGGCGAGUACAACCUGCGCAGCUCCAACGACGGCGCGCAGCCCGUCGACUACGCCAUCUCCAAGGUGAUACGACACCCCGAGUACAAGCCGCCGGCCAAGUACAACGACAUCGGGCUGCUGAGGCUGGCGCGCCGCGUCGCCUUCAGCAGGUUCAUCCGCCCGGCGUGCCUGUACACGCGGGACUACUUCUCGGUCGACAAGACCACCGCCACCGGCUGGGGGAGGAUCGACUACGCUGAAAGUGCCAGCGACGUUUUGCUGAAAGUCACUCUCAGCAUAAUCGACAACAACAAAUGCAACCAGCUCUACAGAUCAGACAUCAAAACCAACACUUUGUCGAAAGGGAUCUUGCCCUCUAUGUUGUGUGCAGGGGAACUGAAGGGAGGCAAAGAUACAUGCCAGGGCGACUCGGGGGGACCAAUCCAGAUCAGCAGUCGCACCAACCAGUGCAUACACUACAUCAUCGGCAUUACUUCCUUCGGAAAGUUCUGCGCUGGGAAGAAUGCCCCAGGGGUGUAUACGAGGGUCUCCUACUUCGUACCUUGGAUCGAGAGCAUAGUCUGGCCUUCCAACUGACAGCAACGAGCUUGCAACUAACGAGUGCCACAAACUGAAACGACCAUAUUUACCAGAACUUGAUUCUCUUUCGGGUUGGUACAUUUCUACUCAAGAAUAAGUGUACAGUGUUUUUUUUUUUUUUUAAUAAUUGAAAUGCAAGUGAACAAUGAAAGUGUCCAAUAAAAAUAAGACUUAUUUAUUGCACUUAACAGUGCUUGCCAUUUUUAAAUUCUGUAAUGUAAUUAUAAAACUUAAUAGAAUGUUAUGCUUUUUGAAGUAAAAUAUAUAUACAUAUCUCCCCCUCUCAGCAUUAUCUUACUUAAACAAUUCCAGGAUUCAGAAUUAUUGUAAUAUGUAAUCAUGUGUAAUAACAAGCACAUUGAUUUUGUCUUGUCAGUCAGCCCUCUUACACUAUACACAUAUGACCAGCAACUUUUCUUUUAUAUUAAAUGUUUGCUGGCAAUGCACACAACUGCUAAUUAUUGUGAAACAUAUUCUUUAAAUAAAGACUAAAUUUAAAAAUUUUCCAGU